This is a messenger RNA of Brettanomyces nanus, 447 nucleotides long. RefSeq lists its product as uncharacterized. The coding region runs from base 1 to 447 and encodes 148 amino acids. The transcript has a single exon. Gene Ontology annotation, molecular function: protein tyrosine phosphatase activity. Gene Ontology annotation, cellular component: nucleus; cytoplasm. Lineage: Eukaryota; Fungi; Ascomycota; Pichiomycetes; Pichiales; Pichiaceae. The record is from RefSeq and is a predicted model, not a curated record.
AUGACGUUUACUAUUACGGACUUGUCGUACAUCCAACCAGCCAAAUUGAAGGCAUGGAUAACUAAAGUGAAUUCGAGUCCACAGUUUCUUGUGGUGGAUGUUCGAGAUUCGGAUUUCAUUGGAGGUCACAUUAAAGGCUGCUUACAUAUACCCUCAGCUGAUAUUGGAUAUGAGAGUACCAAUAUUCUCACGAGAAUGUUUAAGCACGAUAUUACAACGGUGAUAUUUCAUUGUGCUCUCAGUCAGCAGAGGGGUCCUUCUAGUGCAAUGAAAUUUCUGCGAUACCUCAAUGAAGUACUUGAAGAUGCAACUGCAGAUCCUAAGGAGAAGGCAUUUGUAAAUAAAAUCAACGUCAGUGUUCUUAGAGGAGGAUUUGUAAAAUGGCAAGAGCUGUAUGGAAAAGACACUUCUGUGACCGAAGGUUACGAACAGAGCUUGUGGGAGUAA